AUGGGUUUGGGGAAUGGAUGGGUUGCGAUGGGGAAAGGAGGCGAGAAUGGGCACGAGUCGGAGAAGAGGGGAAUGGGUAUUGGGGCUGGGGGUUGGGAAAAAAACCAAAGGGAGAAGGGCGAUGGGUCUGGGUGGGUUGCGAGGGGAAAGGCGGGAGAGCGGAGAAGAAUCGAGGGAGGGGGGAGGUGUUUGUGA
Molecule: messenger RNA, 195 nt
Organism: Prunus armeniaca (apricot)
Lineage: Eukaryota; Viridiplantae; Streptophyta; Magnoliopsida; Rosales; Rosaceae
Source: the annotation of a GenBank genome assembly